AUGGCUGACGCGACCGAAGCCACCAACGCGAAUGCAGCUCGCGACUCGGUCGACGGCAAAGCCAGCCUCGAAACCAAUCGCAAGGACGUUCCUCCUGCGUCCGAGGUAGCGGAACAUGCACCGAAAGAGCAAGCUGCCGACCCCGUUCCGCAGGUCGUCGACGACAAUAAAGACACGGCGGCCAAAUCUGCUGCGAACCCAGAGCCAACUCUUAUUAACGACCCUAUUGACGCAGCGGCCCGUGAAAGCGGCGGUUCAGAAGCAGCCACAGAUGCCGGUAUCGAAGCUAACACCAAUGUCAAUGCCCUUGAGGAUGCUGAUACCAACGCUGAGCCCGAGGCCGAUGUCAAAAUGAAUGUCGGUGCCAACGUCGAUGCCAACAAGACUGUCGAUGCCGAUGUUGAUGCUCAGGCAGAAGACGUGGAUGCUGAUGCUGAUGCGGAUGCCGACGCCGAUGCAGAUGCUGAUGCCGACGCCGAUGCAGACGCUGAUGCCGACGCCGAUGCUGAUGCCGAUGCGGACGUGGAUGCUGAUGCUGAUGUCGAUGUCGAUGUCGAUGUCGAUGUCGAUGCUGAUGGUGACGUGGAUAUGGAUGCCGAUGGUGACGUGGAUAUGGAUACUGGAGCCGAUGAGGAUGGCAACGAAGAAGGCGGUCGACGUGGGCGACGCGGUUUGUCCUCGGACAUGUUCACAAUUAUCGAGAAUACUGCCAACUACCUGUCCAGCAUCAAGGAUGAUGAAGGGUACCACAUCGCCCAAGCUUUCCAGCGCGUUCCCAACCGACGAUUGAUCCCAGACUAUUACGAAGUCAUUGACGAGGCUGUCGCUUUUAGCACAAUUCGGACGAAGAAGCUCAAGAAGCAGUACACUGCCUUUUCCGAGUUCGUUCGAGAUGUCGCCAAGAUCUGCCACAAUGCCCAAGUAUAUAAUCGCCCUUCGUCCCACUUCUUCCAAGACGCCGGUCGAUUGAGGGAGAUAUUCAAAGAGGAGCUGCAGAAACUCGUAGAUGAAGAGAUUAUCACCUCAGAAGAGGCUGUCUUACCCGAUCUGGGACCAUUGCCUGAGGCUGAGGACUCGCCGCCCCCAGAAGAGGAAGACGAGGGCGAAGAUGAGGAUGAUGAAGAUGAUGACGAUGACGACUCUGACGACGACUCUGAUGGUGACGAUGAUGACGGACAGCGUGGCCGAGGACGCAGAACCCAUCGAUCUUCUGACAGGGACUAUCAUCAACAAAACCGAUCCCGGCGCCCAGCCAAAGUCUUCACUCCUCUCGAGGCCAGGAUUCAGUCCUUUCUCAAAGGCCUACGCCAAUUUAAGCACGAGGAUGGGGAACUUUUGGUUCUUCACUUCGAAAGACUGCCUGACAAGCAGACGGCUCCAGACUACUAUGCUACGAUCAAAAAUCCCAUCGCACUAGACCUUAUCAAGAGGAAGGCAGGCCAGAAGAAGUAUCAAACUAUGGAUCAACUCCUACAAGAUGUCGACCUGAUGUGCCAAAAUGCCAUGGAGUACAACGAAGAGGGUAGUGCAGUUUCCAUGGCUGCAGCAGAUCUGAUGAAGCAGGCGCAUGGCCUGGCGGAACAAGAAAACGCAAAACCCGAUGAUCAGUUUGAGGAUGAAGAAGGCCGCAGACCGGUGGCCGAAAUCCAACACAAGGGCGAGGUCUGGAAGAUUGGCGACUGGGUGCACAUCACCAACCCGAAUGACCUGACGAAACCCAUCGUGGCUCAGAUAUACCGUACUUAUAUUGACAAGUCUGGGAAGCCCUGCAUUCAUACCUGCUGGUACUACCGCCCAGAGCAGACUGUACAUCGAUUCGAGAAGCACUUCUACAAGAACGAGGUUGUCAAAACAGGCCAGUAUCGGGAUCAUGGCAUCGACGAGGUAGUGGAUAGAUGCUUUGUCAUGUUCAUAACCCGCUUCAACAAGGGCAGACCUCGCGGCCUGCCCAAAGACAAGGAAGUCUACGUCUGCGAGUCGCGGUACAAUGAGGAGAAGCAUAAGCUUAAUAAGAUCAAGACGUGGACGAGCUGUUUACCGGAAGAAGUCAGGGACAAGGACUACGAGAUGGAUCUGUACGAUGCACCUCAACCACUUAAGAAGCUACCCAGCCCGAUCAAGCACCUGCUGCGAGAUGAUGCGAAACCCAGCGACCCUUUGCCUAAGCCGUCUUGGGGCGCAGCGAAUGCACCUCCUCUUGUAGGCGCGGUACAUUGUCGCCAACGUGAAGCCAAUGAAUCACCACCACCAGAACCUACCCCUCCGCCCGGCUCUUUCCACGCAGCGCGGCGCGCCUCCAUGAUGCAAGUUCACCGUCCUAUGGAUUCGCAAGGCGACGUCGCCAUGGGCAACGUGCAGCAAUACACGCCUGUCCCCGUGCCGCCAACACCUACUCCUAAUGGUAAUUAUGCGCCUCAGUUCCCAGCUGUACGUCACAGCUCGACGCCUAUCCCUGUACCACAAUAUCCAGGUCAUCAAAUGCAUCAGGCCCCCCCGCCACCCAUGCCGCAAACGCCUCACUACACGGCUCAUCAACCGCCGCCGCCGCCGCCGCAAACGCAAACGCCUGGCUUCAACGGUUUCGCGCCGCCUUACAAUGCUGCUACCCCGGUUCAUCACCAUCACCAACCCCAACCCCAACCCCAUCACCCGCCGCCGAUGAAUUCCCCCAUGAUCCAGUACGACCCCAAUCAGCGACUGGCGCCCUCACCGGCGCGCUCAGCGGUCCCGCCCCCUUCCGUGCCCGGCAUGCACGGCCAGCCAAACACAUAUAACCCUCCGCGUCCUGUUGAGGUCUACACAAUGGAGGAUGCGAUCGACGCCCGCAUCCCACCAGAGAUCCGAGAACAAUUCCAGCGUGACGAGCAAGGCCGGGUCCUAUUCUUCACACAGCCACCUCUCAAACGGGUGCAUUCGGGACUCUCAAACGAGAGCGCUGCUUUAGGCCACAGCCUCCGCUACCUUGCCGAUCGUGAGCGAGGUAUCGAGGAGCGCCGGGCCAAGCGCCGGGCCCGAGAUGAACAACGCAAGGAGGAGGAAAGCAAGCGACAGAGAGAGAACGAGAAGGAGGCGCAGGUACAGAGGGCUAACGCUAUUGACGCUGCCAGCAACACACUGAUCAAUUGGAUGAGCAUUAUGAACAAGGAGAAUGACCUGCUCAAGGCACAGUAUGAUGGAUGGAGCGUAAAGGACGCUGAGAUUGACAAGUUUGCCUCAAAAUAA
Molecule: messenger RNA, 3222 nt
Organism: Pestalotiopsis fici W106-1
Lineage: Eukaryota; Fungi; Ascomycota; Sordariomycetes; Amphisphaeriales; Sporocadaceae
Exons: 4
Coding region: 1-3222 (1073 amino acids)
Biological process (GO): chromatin remodeling
Cellular component (GO): RSC-type complex
Molecular function (GO): chromatin binding; protein binding
Source: RefSeq, a predicted model, not a curated record